Messenger RNA from Schizosaccharomyces cryophilus OY26, 6027 nucleotides. Its product is annotated as RNB-like protein. Gene Ontology annotation, molecular function: RNA binding; 3'-5'-RNA exonuclease activity. The coding region runs from base 2198 to 5443 and encodes 1081 amino acids. Gene Ontology annotation, cellular component: P-body; exosome (RNase complex). Gene Ontology annotation, biological process: mRNA catabolic process. The transcript has a single exon. NCBI's taxonomy places the organism in Eukaryota, Fungi, Ascomycota, Schizosaccharomycetes, Schizosaccharomycetales, Schizosaccharomycetaceae. The record is from RefSeq and is a predicted model, not a curated record.
UUUUACAUUUCUAUUUAUUUACUAAUAGUUAUUAGUAUUGUCCUCCGAGUAGACUAGAAAAGAUGCACAAACACGUUUACUCGUUCGGCCACUGAAGAUUUUACUGGGAACAGUUAGGUUAAUAUGUAAACGGUUUAAAUUGCCAACUGUUUUUAUUCAUACGAGACGUUGCAUUUUUACUUUAUCUCAUCUCUUUGGUUUGUUCAUCUUCGUCGUAUAACAAUAUACUCUGUAGCAUUAUGAGGGUUGAGUUGUCACGGCAGGACCUUCACGCCGUAUAUAAUUAUAUAAAUCGAGUGGAAUAGACAAACUAACUCUAGCUGUAUCGUUGUAUACGUGAAUUGGAUUGCUGUUAUGCUACGUGUAUAGACGCUAGUAAUGUACAGGGAUCUCUCCAGUGAACUAGAUAGAAUGCAAGAGAAACGAUCUCAUUUAGCCAGACCAGUCGAAAGAUUUUGAAUAUAGACUCGUUUUUCUUGUCUGAUAAUCUUGUGCUUUCCAUCCCAAUUGUACGUUUCUGUAUCACUUUUUUAUUGUUUUGCUUACUUGAUAUAACGCGAUGAUUCCAUUAACGUUCUAUUAUACUAAUCAUGUUAACGUGGUAUCUGACUUCGACGUUGGUAGAAUAGAGGAAUAAACAGAAGACUCUCAUGGCCUUUUGAAGAAUUAAAUGUCUUGAGGAAUCUUUUUCUGUUUUUGAUUUCUUAAAAAUCGCUAGUUUUAGAAUCUAUAUUAUUCGGGCAAAGUUGUUCUUGUGGAAUUAGUGUGAUUGCUGUAUCAUCUUACAUAAAGCCUGUGUACGAUGCAUAGAUUCACCACUUGCUGUUGGACUUGAGGACGGUUACGAGGAGAAGAGACUCUUGAAAGUAAAAAAAAAGAAAGAAAAAAAAAAAGUAAAAGUAAAUAAUUGGAGAUCAAUUCUCACUUUCUGUGUUUUCUUUUUCUUUUCUUUUUUUUUAUCUUCUCUUUUGACUUCUUUUGUCCCUCUAUGGUUUCUAUUUACUUGUUAAGGGUUUGCUACCGAGUUUUAAAGGCUUUACAAUUGAGCUUAUAAUGUUUAGGCUUAUGUUAAUGUUUGUGUUGAUUUCAAACAGACUUCUGUAAAGCAGAUAAAAACCUUCCUUGCGAUUCCAUAAAUUGUGUGUACCAACCACUAGCGAUACUCUAUUCAAGGAAUUCCCUUUUGUCUACGUUUACGUAAGUACUGAAGUUGUCAUCUGCACACACCACGCAAAUUAAGACGCGAAUGGUUUUCGCUAUAACACUGCUGUUUAGCUUUUGUAAGAUUUUUGUAUAUUGUAUUGAAUAAAAGAUUCAGUAUCACUGUAUUCCUUACUCUAUUCGGGACGUUUCUUGAGAUUCUCUGUUUGUUCCCCUUCACAUUCUUUUUCUCUCUCGUUUCAUACCCAUCACCCCAAUUUAUUUUCUUUUCAUUCUUUGUUUGAAAAAUCCUUCUCCUCUGCAGUUUUACGAUCGCCAUAUUCCUUUCUUCAUUCCCUUCUUACCUUUUAUCUGCUUUCACGACCUCAUAAGUCUAGUUUGGUCUUGGUCCGGUCCUUCCACUUCCUUAUCGAACUUUCGGUAGCGGAAUAACGUAUAUUUUAUACAUCACUAAACACUGAUAAAGAGUCGUAACAACUUCUUACCAAAACUUUGUUAAACAGAAGAAAGCAAUCUUGUGAAUUACGUCGUUCGGUUUCUCUCGGGUGCAGCGAAAAAAAAAAAAAUCCUUUAGCGAAACCACCUGCAACUAACUAAUCUUCUUCUUCCCAUUCACGCCUACUGUGUUUUCUUUAUUUUUGGGAAAUUUUUGACUCUUCCCAGUCUUAUAUACCUUUUUUUUGGUGGGAAGAACAUCACGUUUUAACUUUGUCUUGUAUUUUCGUUUUUCUACGUCUCUUGUUUCGUUUUGGUACCUUUUUGUUGGCCCUAUUAUUCAUCUCAUUCUCUUACAUCUUUCCUUCGUUUUCUUGUUAAUCCUUUAUUACCAAAGUUUUUACCCACUAACCUACUACCGUCUGUAAAAAUCCGUUAUCAACUGGACAAAGUUCGUCUUUCUUCGUUUUCACCUUUGUUUAAUUUAUUGUUCGUUUGAUAGAAAAAUUUUCGUUCUUUGCUUUUCUUUUCUCUCUGUUUUUCCAUCGUUUUUCUCCUUUUUCUUUUUUUGUUUUUUCUUUCUCCCUAGUUCACUUCUGUCAUGGGUGAAGAUUUUCAAAAUGACCUUUCCUACAGGGUAAAUCCUUUACUUCAGGAUUCGACCAAUAUACAAACCAGCCCGACUUUAAUUUCCAAUGCUAGUUCUGCUAAUGUAAAUUCUCGGUUGGGCCCCGUUCAAACCGCUAUCCCUUCUACUGCUUCUUCCAUGAAUCGCCCAACGUGGCUCCCCUUGCAGCAACAUAUUCAUCAUUUACGUCAUACAAGCCUUUUACCGGCUGUAGAAUCUUCAUUUGUUCAUGGUCAUGGCCACGGUCAUCGUCGAAGUGCCAGUGCUGGCAUAAAUGUGAACACUUCAACGUCCAAUUCUCCUUCCUUUUCCCAUCCUUCCUCCGCAAAUUUUCACCCUCAGGUGACUCCAACUUCCUCUUUUUAUCCUUCCAGCGUCUUUUCUACGCCUCCAUCUUCUGCUGAUUCUUUUACAGCCAGCCCUACGGUGUCCUCCAAGUAUAGCUUGGCUUCGUCGAAUGUUUCUCCUAUAUCACCAAAUGUUAGUAAUAGUCCUCGUCGACAUGCUAAAAGUCACAGUGUAGCUACCGUCUCUUCUCCUGCCAUGCCUCCCUUGGCUCCUUUAUCCGCACAUGCUUUGCCUCCUCCUCCCUCCGUAAAAUCCUCUCCGCUACCGACUUUGAAUUCCGUCCCCCCUUUGUUGCGCCCUCAACCUCGGAUUUUGGAUGGUCGAUGGCGCCCUUCCACAUCUCAUAAUAACAGUCCUACGCACUCAGCCAACCCUUCGUUUUCUGGAAACAUUGUUAAUCAACCUUCCUCUUCUCUUCGUCCUGACGGAGGUGGUCAUCGACAUAGACGUUCUACUGGAAGUUUGAGCCUUAAUUCCUCAAUAGCUUCUACAAAUAAUUACCCAGCUGGUGGAUCUGGCAAUACCCGUAGAAAUUUAUUUUCUCCUUAUCUACCUCAAUCAUCGAUCCCAUCGUUACUGGCUGAACAUCGCUUAGUAACAGGUGUACUUGUUGUUAGCAAGAAAAAUAGAUCUGAUGCUUUUGUCAAUGUCAAUGGCUUAGAUGCCGAAGUUUUCAUCUGUGGCUCCAAGGAUAGAAAUCGUGCUCUUGAAGGUGAUGUUGUUGCCGUAGAACUCCUGGACGUUGAAGAAGUGUGGACUGGUAAACUUGAGAAAGAAGAAAAUCGUCGUCGUAAGGACCCAAUUUCCACCAGAGGUUCUUUUGACAACCUUGCAAAUGAUUCUCUUUUGUUCGAGGUUCCUCAGCGAUCAGCGAUAAAGGCUCGUGAUGACGAACAAGUAGAAGGCCAAACACUGUUUUUGCUUGACCAAAAGCAGCUAAGUUCUGAAGAAAAGCCAAAGUAUGCCGGCCAUGUCGUUGCAGUCUUACAGCGGGCUCCUGGUCAGGUUUUUUCUGGAUCUUUGGGUAUUUUACGACCCAGCAGCGCUGCGAAUAAAGAAAGACAAGGAACUACUAAUGGAGGACAAGGUCCUACAAUGAUCUCCGGAGAGAAACCUAAGAUUGUCUGGUUCAAGCCUUCGGAUAAACGCGUCCCAUUAAUUGCCAUUCCGACUGAACAGGCACCCUCAGACUUUUUAAACAACGACCAAAAGUAUUCCCAUAGUCUCUUUUUGGCCUCAAUUAAACGUUGGCCAGUGACAUCUCUACACCCUUUUGGAAUGCUCGUAGGUGAGCUUGGUCCUAUGAAUUAUAUCGAAUCUCAAGUGGCUGCGCUCCUUCAUGAUACAGGUGCACAUACUGAGCCUUGGGAGGGUUCUGCUGCUGCUUCAGCAUCCUCUUCUUUAGAUGCAUUAUCAAAUGACUUUUUAAAUAAUGCGAACCGAAGUGAUUAUCGUUCGGAAGAUGUCUUUAUGUUCACUGGCCAUAAACGCAAUAACCAGCCUGAUAAUUCUGAUAACAAAUUAGAUGAUUUUUCAAGUCCCUUUGUUUCUUCUGCUUUUCAUAUUCGGCCAACUGGCAAUGGCUAUCAUGUCGGCAUUCAUAUUACAGAUGUUUCGCGUAUUAUCGAGCCGGGCUCACCGCUUGACCGUGAAUUGCAACGUCGUGGUAAUACAGUAAGUUUAUGUCAACGAACGGUUUCCUUAUUUCCACCGGCCUUGGGAGACGCCCUUGCUUUGAAAGAGGGUAAAGAUUGUUACACAAUAUCAUUAUUGCUAGACGUGUCUUCUUCUGGAAAGAUUAGGGGCACUUGGGUAGGUUGGGCAGUUAUCCAUCCUCGCAAGGCUUAUCCUAUUGAGAAGGCGAACGAACUCUUGGAAUCUGAUCCUCGUUUGAAACUGUUUAGUACCGUUGGCUCUCGUAUACGAGUUCAUCAUCUCGGUACUGAUAUUCCUUUGAAUCGAUAUUGCAAUUUAGUCCGACGAUGGGAUGAAGAAAACUCCAGUUUUAAUCCCAACCAAACGAAUCUUUUUGCGUCAUCACCGGUGGAAGUUUUACGUGAAACCUAUCUUGAUACCGCCAACAGAGCUGUAGCCAGCCAUUUAAGAAGAGAAUUUCGUGAUAGUGCAUUUUUGAGAGUACAAAAAAUGCCAAGCCGUGAAAAUUGUCGAAUGUUACAGAGUAUGGCUGUUCAGAUGGGUUGCGUGUUAGAUCUUUCAAGUCCAAAAUCAUUGCUUCGGUCGUUAUGCUUGAUUGAAGAUGAGACUAUUCGUAAUAUUCUUCAACUUUACUAUUACAAGAUUACUCCUCGGGCAGUGUAUGAAAUGCCCAAGUACCGCCCCGAUAUAGCUAUGAACAUGCUAAACUUGACAUUAGAUGAUGAGACAGACGAUCUGACUCAUUUUACGGAACCACUUGAUAGAUAUGCCGAUUUAGUUGUACAUUAUCAACUGCAGUUACUUUUGCAAGGAGAAACUGCAUCAGAAAAACGCCUACGUGUUUGGUCUCAAGCAGCAAAUGACAUUAGUCGUCGACUAGUGAUAAGUAAAUUUGCUCAAGAAACUAGUGUACAUAUCAAAAUAUUUAGUGAAUGGGUAGAGAAGCAUCAACCUUGGCAAGAUGGUGUUGUCUGCUUCAUUGCUCCUUCAUAUUUCGAUGUAUUUUUCCCUGGUUUGGGGAUGGAAAAGCGUGUUCAUCUUGAUCUAUUAAAUUUAAUACACGUUCGUUAUGAAGAGGAUCAGGGAAUAUUAUCAUUGUAUGGUGAUGAUGGAGCGGUGAGAAUUGUGAAAUUGCUUUCUCCCGUUCGAGUGAAGUUGUUUGCUCAACUUUCUACUCCUCCUUUGAUAAAUGUCUCCAAAGCGGAAUUAGUAUGAUGUAAAAAGGUAUUAUUUCUUUUAAGUCUGAAAAGCUACAUCACAGUUUUAAUUCCGAAGUUUGUUGGUUCUGAAUUUUACCAUCUAAAGAUGCAGAUGGGUACUCAUUUUGUUUAUACACCUAUUGACAUUAGCCAACACAACUUGCGUGUGUCUAAUAAAUUAUACCGCAUUAAUUUUUCUUGUAUGUUGAUUAUAAUGAUAAUGAAUACUGAAGAACAAAAUAUAUAUAUACAUAUACAUAUAUAUAUCAACUUGGAUGAAGAAAUCGGUCGCGUUUCAUCUUUAUCUGUUAUCCUGCAUUCUUGAAUUGUCUGUCAUCCUACGUAAAGUGAGCCUUUUCAUCAAAAAAAUGAGUUUGGGAUCAUUUGAAAAGAGCAAAAGGGCAGCAAUUGUGCUAUUAAGAAAAAUUUAAGAAUAUUUAUGUUGAUUCCAGUUGUAUUUAUGUGUAAAGCAUAAGCUUUUCAAGUAGCAGGAGGAAACUCAUAUUAUAUUUAUAUACACCAGCAUGGUAUUAAAAACUUGCAGAAUUUGGCAACAGAGUGGGUUGCUCAUUGAAGUUUGAAGCAUAAUAUAUAUAAAAU